Messenger RNA from Erpetoichthys calabaricus (reedfish), 1330 nucleotides. RefSeq names its product pyrroline-5-carboxylate reductase 3 (gene pycr3). Lineage: Eukaryota; Metazoa; Chordata; Cladistia; Polypteriformes; Polypteridae. Gene Ontology annotation, molecular function: pyrroline-5-carboxylate reductase activity. The record is from RefSeq and is a predicted model, not a curated record. The coding region runs from base 178 to 999 and encodes 273 amino acids. The transcript has 6 exons. Gene Ontology annotation, biological process: L-proline biosynthetic process.
UCUGCGUCAACACUAUGAAAGGAGGCGGGCUGCUCUGCUAACAGAAGUAGUCACACAAGUUACUGUUUGCCAGUUCUUGUUAGGUUUUUUAUUCACAUACAUCAAAAAUACUUUCAUUAGGUUUGAACAGUUUUACAACUCUCAUAAAAUAAGACGCUUAUUGUAUUGAAGUACGCAAUGUCUUUUGAUAUCACCAACCUUAAAGUGGGGUUUAUUGGGGCGGGGAAGAUGGCACAGGGCAUCGCCCGGGGUCUUCUGUCAUCGGGCAAAGUCCAGCCUAGUUCUGUGAUUGUAAGUUCACCUUCUUCUAAAAACCAUGGAUUCUUCUUGGACUUUGGAAUUGCAACAACACACUCCAAUACUACUGUUGUACAGUCUUCUCACAUUAUAUUCCUGGUAGUGAAACCACAUCUGAUCUCCACAGUUCUUAAUGAAGUCUCUUCAUUAAUCACUUCACAACAAAUCAUCAUUUCAGUAGCUGCAGGAAUCACCAUAGCUAAACUGGAAGAGUUACUUCCACCUAACUCUGCAGUGCUUCGAUUGAUGCCAAAUUUGCCAUGUGUGGUUCAGGAAGGAGCAUUAUUGUUCUCUCGUGGCACACAUGCAUCAGAGAAGGAAGCAGAUCUGCUCAGAUCCCUGCUGUCAUCUUGUGGUCUGGUGGAGGAAGGUCCUGAAUCAUUCAUUGAUAUUCACACUGGACUAAGUGGUAGCGGAAUUGCUUAUGUUUACAUGUUUGCAGAGGCUAUGGCAGAUGGGGCUAUUAAGAUGGGGAUGCCCAGUUCACUCGCCCAUAGGAUUGCUGCACAGACAAUACUGGGUGCGGGGAAGCUGCUACGGGACUCUGGCCAACACCCAGCUCAAUUACGGGCUGAUGUCUGCACACCAGGUGGUACCACCAUCUUUGGUUUACAUGCACUAGAGCGAGGAGGCUUGCGCUCCACGACCAUGGAUGCAGUUGAGGCAGCAACUGAGAGAGCUAGAGAGCUGGGAAGGAAAUAAACGAGGGCUAUGCGGAAGUCUUAGGUCCAGUGUCCUGACUGAAAUUCCAAAGAAUACUGCCAAUAACUUAUACCUAUACCACAGUCAGUAUGCACUGUGUUCCUGAAAUUUUGGUCAAAUUCCAGAUGCAGAAAUUAGCUGUUCCAAAAUUCAUGUUUAAGUCUUUGACAGUAUUUAUUUAAUUCCAAAAGAGAAAAAAAAUGUUAAUAAUUAAAAGGAAAAACAUGUUCCUGUUGACCAGGAAUGUUGCUGGGAAAAUAAAAACAAGUUACAUUGUGCUUAUUAGAGCUGAUUUUCUUACAGCAUAAAUAAAAACCCAAUUUCUGAUUAA